GCAUGCAAAAACGUCGAAGAGACAUUAGGGAUGCAUUUAAUCACACCAACAAAAAUCCGCAGAUAGGUAUAUAUUUAUUCUGCAAUUUUCUCAUUAUUGCUCUCUUCCGCGAGAAACUUCUCUCAAUAUGCAUUGCUAGCUCUCCUGCUGUGGAAAAUUCAUCACACACUGAGAGAAGGACCGCGAGAGCUUUUUGCCAAAAAGUUCAUCUCACACAGUCGCUUCAGUUCCGCCACGCGAAUCGCACACGACUUGAGCUUACCACCACCAACCACCCCCCCCAGGAAGUCUCACUGUGAGGCUUUUUCCUCUGCCUCCGUCACAUAGGGUGAAUUUUCCCAAGCAAAGGUAAAAAUUUCCCCCUUCUUGCACACUCCUUGUUGCGUCUCUAUGGAGCUGUUUGUUGUGCAACGUGCUCUUCUGAAGGUUCUUCCGUAGAGGAAAAAGUGUUUUAAGGAAAAAACAUCCCCACCAAGGUGGUCAAGGAGUUUUUCAUUGAAAAAUUUUCCCUUUCGAAGUUGCGCAAUUUGUUGGGGCGUGAAAUUUUCACUGUUCCUUCCCCCAACGACUUUCCAUCGUGCGGAAGACCCCCUCUCAUAUUGUAUGUAGUGUGUGGUUGGUUUUCCAAGUUGAAUCCGAGAAUCGAUAUAUUGAUUGAAACCAGGCAACUAAGGGGUGUGUUGCUCACGCGGAAAAAAAAAGUAAAAUUGGUCAUAUGAAAAAGUAAAGGGAGUGGGAGGGAGCUGGGGGGAUUUGGGUGCACAAAUACGACAUCAUUAGCAAGUGAGAGCACCACAAAAGGGUACAACAACACACUCAAAGGGCGACCCACAAGAAAGCAACAAUGAACUCAACAUCGCACACCCCGGGAUCCUACUCGCUCACCAGUUCCUCGGCACUUCCCAAGGAAGUUUUUGAUGUGCUGGAGCCAACGCAGAAAGAAAUUGUUGACUACGCCAGGAAAAUUGGCAUAAAUCCAGAGAAAGAGCCCCAUCUACUCCCCAUUGCCCGUGACGGACUCCUGCAGACACUUCCAUAUGACUGGCAGCCAUACUACAAUAAGCAGAAAAAGGCGUACUAUUAUUUAAAUGUGAUAACAAAGGAAAUGCAGUAUGAGCAUCCUCUGGACGUAAUUUACAAAGGUUUAGUCGAGAAAGCACGACGUCAGGGUCUAUCGGAUGUUUCAGAGGAUUCGGGGAUUCGUAGUUUGCAGGAUAAUGAGCAAGUAGAGAAACCCAAAAAGGAGCCUGUAGUAGUUGAAGAAGCAACAGAAGAAAAGAUGGAUAGGCAUCUAGCUCCCCUGCCUAAACGUCCCAUGUGGGAACUUCAGCCACUGCCCAAAAGACCCCUUGGCUCUGGUCAGCAAAUUGGCUUAGAAAUACCCCGAGCUAAGCCCGAAAUUGUAAAACCCGUAGCAGCUGAGAAGCCCCCCGUGAAGGGGUUCACAUUAACGGGAACAGGAUCGAUAUUCCUGAAAUCGAAGAAAGUCGAAGGAUCAGAUUCGAGUGUGACCAAACCAAUUGAUAUUGAGAAGUCAAAACCAAAUUUUCUCGAACAGCCAACAACGAAUUCCAAUGUCAAGGGGAUCCUUCGAGAUUCCAGCCUAUCCGAUGUGAGACGUCCCCUGGGGCAGGACAUUUCCCAUCAAUCGGAAAUGUCUGAUCGGAAGAGCGUUAAAUUCAAUUUGGCUGAGGCAGCAGCUCCCAGAGAACUUCCAGCUGUGGCUGCCAGUGGUUCUUCCACAUCAUCGUCUGAAGAUCUGGCAGCUGGGGAGGCAGAAGAGGACAAUUGGGAUUUCAAUAUGAGCGAUGAAGGCGAUGAUGAUGGGGUUCGACAGGUGACCGUUCAACCCGUAAACCGGGUGACCGUUGUAAAACCACCCCCAAAGCAACAACCGGAAGAAGCGGCAGCAGUACGUCCCUCUUCAAGCCGUGGCCCAUCCCUGGCCCGUGCCUUCAGUAUUGCCGUACAGGAUGAUGUACCAGACAGAGCUGGUGCAGCUGUGAAGCCACUCUACGAGGACAGCGACUCAGAGAGUGCGGCAAAUUCAGUUAAAAAUUCAAACUUUCCCACAAUAGGUAUGGAAAGUGAUCCACUGAUGAUGCAGGAAGAUCGUCGUUUGAUUGUCGAUCAGAUGAUUCAGGAUCUCGAUAAAUUCCGUUUGCACAUUCAGCAGGAAAAGCGCCUCGAGGAAGAGAAAAUUCAGCGUGAAAUGAGGAUGGAAUUGGAGGCAAUGAAGAAGGAAAUUGUUGAGAAGAAUAAAUCCGAAUUGAAUCUCUUUGAAUUGGAAUCCACAAAGGUGUCCAACAGGAAGGAACUUGAAGAUUUAAUUGCGCAGGAAAAUCGUCGUUUUGCCACGGAAAAGGAAGAAAUAAUAAAGAGACUCAAGAGGAAUCACGAGGAGAAGUUGGAGCAACUUGUGCGAGAGCAAGAGGGGCAAUUUGAGGAGAUGCUGGCAAAGAAGAAACGUGAAUUGGAGGAAAGUCAUCGGGAGAGGAUGUCUCGCGUGGAAAAUGACAUGGAUUCCCAACUGAAGCACAUGAGGGAAGAGAUUGAGGCGACUCAUAGGCAUUCUCUGGAAGAAUUCCGGGAGAAGCUGAGGAGUGAAUUUGAGGAACGGAGAAAGGUGAUCAGUGCGGAACAUCGGGCUUCUGUGGAGACACUCCAGAAGAAUCACAGUGAAAUUCUGCAGGAAUUGGAAAGAGAUUUAAAGACUGAAGAGGAGCUCCUGAAGAAGGAGCAUACCAUGAGCCUCAACCAGGCUAAGGCGAAAAUUUCCCAUGAGAUUGAGGUGGAGAAGCAGAGAAUGCGAGAAACUGGUGAGGAUCGUCUCUAUGAGAAGAUUCGCUGUGAGAAGCGCCUCCUGGAGGACAAGUACAGAUGCCUCAAGGAAAAGUAUACGCGUCUCAAGACAGACGUGAAGCUUUCUCUGGAGCGUCGCAAUAAUCGCCGCAGGGAGCAAAUACAGCCGAGUGUGACAACAACAACGGGAUCUGAAACAGAGCGAUCACUCUCAAAUCGUCAGCAUGUAGCCAUGGUGGAUGUUUCUCCAGUGGGAAGACCCCCAACGGCUCCCCUGACGCCCAAAGCUCAGCCAAAAUUUCGUGACUGCAGCACUGAGACGAGAGAAAAGUCCCUCGAGAGACAUCUCAGUGUGAAAGAGGGAAAGAAAUUUGGUGCAGCAACGAAGUAUCUAAAGCACAUACAGCAACAGCAGAAUGAUGACACCACGUCCAUUAGUCAGAGCGACACAACAGUCAGCAAUCCCCAGGGAGGGAGAUUGAGGAUUCCCGUGCCAUUCGGGGACAAUGGAAAUUCCGAUUCGGAAGCAAUAAAUCGCAACAAUAACAACCAGAAGGAUGGAACUCCGCUGAGGCAGAGGAAGAAGCUCUUUACACGAACAAAAUCAGCAUCAACAUCGCGACUCAAUACGACCAAAAGUGGCGGAGACUGUGGACGUCCAUGUACGCCCGUUGAGAAUCUCCGGAGGCAACUGCAGAAACUCGAAGAUCUUGAGGAUCAAUUUCCAGACAACUCCUUCGACACAACAUACCAUCUUCGGUAUCCCUUCUCCGAUGUGGCCAAUAACUAUGCUAGCAUGAGUUCAGAAUUGGAAUUCUUUAAGCAUCGCAUUCAUCUCGAGAGGGAUUCCGUGCGACGUGCCAAGGACUCCCUCCGGACGCAGAGAACAAACUUCCGGGCACGACAGCGUGAGAUCAAGUUGCGUCACAAGAGCGGGACAAAGCACACAAUUGAUCAUCUUAUUCAGGAGGAGAAGGAGUUGACGGAAAUGGAGGUGAAUUUGCACCGUACUCGUGCACUAUUGGGGGAGAAGGUUAUUCGACUGAGGCACCUGGAGCAGAGUCUGCAGAGGGUGUGUGAGAAAGAGAAGCCCAUUCAGAUGGAGCGGCAGCAUCACAAUCCACGAGAUGAUGCAACACUGAGUGACGUCUCCUCGUCCCACUCAAGCUCCGGUUUCAGUAGCACUGAUUUCAUUACGGAUACCAACAAUCACGGUGGCCGACAGCAGAGGGAACUCUACCAGGAAUCAACGGAUAUUAUACAGAAUCUUGAGCAUCUGAAUGCGGAAAUUAAGGAGAUUUGGGAUAUUCUCAGCAAGCAGCAGGCUCAUGGGAUUCCUCCUCCACCAAUCAACACAUACGGACAGGAAGGUUGCUGGAGUACAUCCCCAAAUUCAGCCCAAAUGUUCUUUCCUAUGCCUUCAACUUCUCUCGCAGGACCCCAAACGGCACCAAAGCCCAUCCCGAGUAUGAGUCAGGAGACGUACAAGCAGGCAACAGUUGUCCGUGGAGCUAAUUCCGUAACUCUGGGCACCCCCUCAGCUAGUGCUACGGUUCACACAAUUGUUUCUCAGUCCCCUCUUGCUGGGCACUGCACCACGAGCCUCGUUGAGCGUACGCGAAACCUAAAGAUUUGGCUAAAUCAAGCCAAGAAUGAGCACGAAAUGCUCGCAGCAGGGAAACAAGGGAGCGACCUUUAAUCCGAUUCAUUCGCAUGCAAUCCGGGAAUCUACGGGACGCGUCAGAGGACGAUCAAUAAAUUGGACUGAUAAAAUGAUUUGAAAUGAAAGAGAACUAAAAAGACUGAACAAAUGGGAAUAAAACUCCCCUCUGACCAUUUUAUGGAUUCCCGCGAACUUAAAAGCCAUCUCUCACGGGGAAAUUCCUUCUUAUAUAACCCAGAAAGGAUCUCCCUUAGUCUUUCUGCCUAUAUUGAAUUUUCUCUGAAGAACGAUACUUUUCAGUCAGAGACUAUUUAGACAUAUUUAUCGAUUAUAUACUAUUUCUAUCAUAUAUAUACUUACUAAUGAAAAAAACAUAUAUAUCGCUCCAAUUUUUCUUCCUUGUGAAAAAAUCUUCCCUGACAUUUGCUUCCUUGUUGGAAUGUCAGGGAAGUUGAUGAUGUUACACACAACACUCUCAAUAUUUAUUAAAAAUUCGUAUUUAAUCUAAUAAAAAGAUGAAUAUAAGGCACAUUUCAUUGCAAUGGUACUCAAGUUACCCCCUUUUGAAGAAAAGAAUCAAAAAAAGUGUCGAGAAAAAUUGAUAAAAAGCACUGAUGAAAGUUUUUAGAUUUAAGGAUGUUCAUGACCUUUAAAGGAAAUUCAUUGUGAUCCCAAAAAAAAUGAUAUAAAAGAUGUUUUAGAUUUAGGCGUGUGAUGAAAAUUGAUGGGCCCCGUUGCAAUUUGGUAAAAUAUCGGUUCAAAGGAAUUCGACCUAAACUUGUAAAGUUUAUCUUGUUGCAAAUUCUUGAAGACAGAAUUAUCAGAAUGAUCAAGGAAUCCUUUGAUUUAUGCUUUUCAAGGGGAAAUUUUCUAAUUUUUCCAAUGAUUUUUUUUAAAUUGACCUUUCCUUUAAAAAAAAAUUCAUUGAUUAAGGUUUUGAAACUACCAAAAGUGAAUAAACUUCUUGGUUUAAUAAUGAAUUCCCUAUAAAACUGUGAAGUAUUUUCCAUUUAUUCUCAAAUUAUUUAUGAGAAAAUAAUUUUAAGAUAUUUUGUAACAACCUGCAGUCCUUUUUCAUAAUUUAUCUGCUAGGCUUAUUAUGGAAAGGAUUUAAAAAAAAAAGAGGAACAUUUCUCUUAAGUCUCUCAGUCUGAUUUAAAAAUGAUCUUUUUCCUUUUAAAUAAUCCUAAUCUAUCCAAAGCACUUAAGAAUUAUUAAGAAUUAAGGUCGAAGUCUUUUGAACUCCUAAACGAGAUUUUUUUUCACAAAAUCUUCAAUCCUUUCAUUGCAAAUUACAAAAAAAACAGACAAAAUAAAUUAUUGAUCUCAAGAUAUUCAAAAUUAAACUUUGCUGAAAAAUGACUAUUAAUUAAAAAGAGAACUUUAAUGAUUUUUGUUCCAUUUCAAAGGAAAAACUUUAAUAAAAUAAAAGUUAAAGGAAAGAUGAUUAUGAUGUAGGAAAAACUUGAAAUUAAUUAAAGAAAAAAAUUUUUUGAUGUUUAAAAAAAAUUCAAACUUAUUUGUGCAAGUACCAUCCCAUUCUUUACAAAAAAAAAGGAAUUAUGUACGUAUUUCGAGUAAAAUCAACACCGUCCCAUCUUAUUCUGUGAAGAAAAGUAUAUACGACAAUUGAAAACUAAAUAAAUAAUCAAUACAUAAUGUGUUUCCGAGAACUCACAAUAAAAUGGAUUUAAAAAAAUGUUAAUGUUUGUGUCCCCGAUAUAAAAUAAAAGAUUUGAAAAAUAAAAAAUUGAGAAAACAUUACCGGAUUGGAUCCAA
Molecule: messenger RNA, 6244 nt
Organism: Lutzomyia longipalpis
Lineage: Eukaryota; Metazoa; Arthropoda; Insecta; Diptera; Psychodidae
Gene: Cep164
Product: trichohyalin
Exons: 5
Coding region: 845-4501 (1218 amino acids)
Molecular function (GO): protein binding
Source: RefSeq, a predicted model, not a curated record